This is a messenger RNA of Entelurus aequoreus (snake pipefish), 1865 nucleotides long. RefSeq lists its product as uncharacterized. Lineage: Eukaryota; Metazoa; Chordata; Actinopteri; Syngnathiformes; Syngnathidae. Gene Ontology annotation, molecular function: DNA binding; RNA polymerase II general transcription initiation factor activity. The transcript is spliced from 7 exons. Bases 357 to 1085 code for a protein of 242 amino acids. The record is from RefSeq and is a predicted model, not a curated record. Gene Ontology annotation, biological process: DNA-templated transcription initiation.
GUGCGCGCCAACAGGACUUUCAACUUCCGGCCCCGAGCGGGACUUUAACAAAGCGUUUUUGCGCACAAACUAAACUUAGUGUGACGCGUCCAAGUGUAAUAAAAAGUGCGUUCAAGUCAGUCUGCGGGGGAAAAAUGAAGUUCCAAAUGAGCACUUGACGGCCACUGUGAGGGGACUCGAACCCGCGACCCCGAGUGGUGGGCCGGGCCUCCACGAGCCCACAACGCAGUCCCGUACGUGCCGAUGACGUCACCGGAGUCAGGUCUUUGUGCGCCGUGGGCCCUUUGAAACGCGCCACUUUACCUCGCCGAUAUAAACCCUGGCGGAGGUCGUCAGCUAGGCAGGGAGUGUGCAGCAUGUUUGUGGCUGUAGACAACAGACAAGUUCCAGACAGAGCCCGCGGCUCCUUGGCCAUGCAGACCCUCUGCAGGACCCCCGCCCGCCCGCUGGCCUCCUUCCUGCCGGUGGCCGUCGCCCCCGCCCCUCCUGCGGUCGCACCGGGCCCCGCCGGGCCCAGCCGCAACACCUCCGCCCGCUGGACGGCCAAGCCGCGCUCCGGCCCUCAGAUCCAGAACGUCACGUCGUCCGUGAAGCUGGGCUGCGACCUGGACCUGGAGUUCAUCGCACGCAACUCCUGGAACGUGCAGCACCUGUCCACGGUCUUCAAGUCCCUGGUCAUGAAGAUCAGGAAGCCCCAGACCACGGCCAGGAUCUUCCAGUCGGGCAUCUUGUUCUGCACGGGGGCCAAGAGCGAGGAUGAGUCCAGGGUGGCCGCCAGGAAGUUUGCCUUCAAGGUUCUCAAGCUGGGCUACCCGGUCCGCUUUCUGGACUUCAAGGUUCUCAACAUCGGGGGAACCUGCAAGACCUUCCCCAUCAACCUGGAGGAUCUCUUCCUGGCCCACCAAGACCACUGCAGCUAUGAACCAGAGCUGUUUCCUGCGCUCCAGUACAACUUUCGACCCGGCAUGACAGCCUCCAUCUUUUCUUCAGGGUCCAUCUCGCUGGUUGGGGCCAAAACAGAAGCAGAAUUUUACAGCGCCUUCAAAAGUCUGGACUGCAUCCUGGUCAGCUUCAGAAGGAUGUGAGGCCACCAAGACCCCGUCCAUGGUGUUCCUAGUGUUAGCAUGUAGCAUUAGCAACGUGACAGGCAAACAUGCAGUGGUGGUCAGAAGUGUACGUACACUUUUGACCACCACUGUACAUCAUACAUUUGAAGACACGUGCAAACGCACUCCAAACUGGAGAAUGAUCAAUAUUAUUAUGAUUAGUCAGUUAUUAAUUAUAAUAGUUAUAAUAAGUUAUUAGUUAUAACAAGUUAUUCAUUUGAGGCUCAUAAUCAAGUACAAGUUGCAUUGUAGUUGGAAUGUAAGAGGGAAUAAAGACUCAAAAAAACCAUCUACCACUUCAUGAGAUCACCACUAGAGGUCAGCAGAGUGGAGCAGCCAAGAUUGAUGAUCGACAGGCUCGGGCCCGAGACACUAGGCUCUUAAAGGGACACACACACACACACACACACACACACACACACACACACACACACACACACACACACACACACACACACACACACACACACACGGCAUGCUAUUAUUGGCUCUUUUUUGUUUUGGAAUGUUGUCCAUCAUUCUUCAUCUUUAUGAGAGACAAGAACACACAUGCUUUUAUUUUUUUAGGCAUUCUAAAUCGUAAAUAAACACUAGCAAAAGUCAGCUAACAAUGGAGCUAAUGAGAGUCGCUCUAUUCCACCUGUAAAGCGCUCUAAAAAAACCCUCCUUUAAGGUUUUACACACACUAAGUAUAUAUGUAGUAUCUAGUAACAUACAUAAUGACAUGUCAUAUAUACAUGAUGUAAGUAUGUUGGUAGU